AUGGCUCUUCUCCGGCGAGACUCCCUGGUAACCAGGCAGCUGCUGCGGUUGGUUCUGUUACACACGGCCUGGGAGGUGGGCAGCGGCCAGGUCCGUUAUUCCGUGCUGGAGGAAUCCAAACACGGCACCUUUGUGGGCCGCCUGGCCCAGGACCUGGGGCUGGAGGUGGCGGAGCUGGUGCCUCGGAUGUUCCGGAUGGUCUCCAACAGCAGGAGAGACUAUUUUGAGGUAAAUUUGCAGAACGGCGUUUUGUUUGUUAAUUCGCGAGUAGACAGGGAAGAGCUGUGCGGCCAGAGCCCCCUGUGCGCCAUUGACCUGGAGGUGAUAGUGGACAAACCCCUGAGGAUAUUUCACGUGGAAGUGGAGAUACAGGAUAUAAAUGACAAUGCUCCUGUGUUCCCUGUAAAUGAAGAACUGCGUAUCUCAGAAUCGAGAACGCCAGACUCACGUUUCCCACUAGAGGGCGCUUCUGACGCAGAUAUUGGUACAAACUCUCUGCUAACCUAUAAACUCAGCUCAAGUGAACAUUUCACUCUAGACUUGCAAAAGAACGACGAAGACAGUGAGUUUUUAGUUCUUGUAUUGAAAAAAACACUGGACAGAGAGGAAGCCCCUAUGCAUCGUUUAUUACUCACUGCUACUGAUGGGGGCAAACCGGAGCUCACCGGCACAGUUCAGCUGGUGAUCACGGUGCUGGAUGUGAAUGAUAACGCGCCUGUAUUUAAUCAGUCCGUUUAUAAGAUCCGAUUGUUCGAAAAUGCAGCUAAUGGGACAUUAGUCAUCAAACUCAACGCCACAGAUUUGGAUGAUGGAAUUAAUAAAAAUAUUAUAUAUUCGAUACGCGGCCGUGCGACACACAGCGGAAGUGCCGUGUUUAGCCUACUUCCAGACACAGGAGAGAUCGGAGUCAACGGAGAAUUGGACUUCGAAGACACUAAUUUAUAUGAAGUUCGGGUUCAGGCUACGGAUAGAGGUAAUCCUCCAAUGGUCGGACAAUGCACUAUUUUGGUGGAAGUGUUAGACGUGAACGAUAACGCCCCUGAGCUGGCCGUGACUUCCCUUUCUCUGCCGGUUCCGGAGGACGCUCCCCCGGGGACAGUGGUGGCUCUUAUUAGCGUCUCUGACCGGGACUCGGGAGACAACGGCAAAGUCACCUGCUCCAUCCCCCCGAACCUGCCCUUUCAGCUCGUCUCCACCUUUAAGAAUUAUCACUCGCUGGUGCUGGCGGAGGCCGUGGAUCGGGAGCGAGUGUCUGAAUAUAAGAUCCUGGUGACAGCCAGAGACGAAGGGGCCCCGUCUCUCUCGGCCAGUAGCAGCAUUUUGGUGCCGAUCGCGGAUGUGAACGAUAACGCCCCCGCUUUCCCUCAGCCCGUUUACACGGUGUUUGUGAAGGAAAACAACCCGCCCGGGGCCCAUCUCUUCACCGUGUCGGCCUCGGACCCGGACCUGAGGGAAAACGCCUUUGUGAGCUACUCAGUGGUGGAGCGGAGUGUGGGAGAGCAGCCCCUGUCCAGCUACAUCUCGGUGCACUCGGAGAGCGGGCACAUCUAUGCCCUGCAGCCCUUUGACUACGAGGAGCUGCAAGUGCUGCAGUUCCAGGUGAGCGCGAGGGACGCCGGGUUCCCGUCGUUGUGCGGGAACGUGACUGUGCAGCUCUUUGUCCUGGAUGAAAAUGACAACGCGCCCGCAGUGUCCCCGGCUGGCUCCGGCCGCGGCUCGCCAGGGCCCGAGCUGGUUCCGCUGUCGGCCGGCGCAGGGCACGUGGUGGGCAAGAUCCGAGCGGUGGAUGCGGAUUCCGGCUACAACGCGUGGCUUCGCUACGAAGUGCAGGAGCCCAGGGCUGCGGGGCCUUUCCGGGUGGGUGUGUACAGCGGGGAGAUCAGCACCACGCGGGCCUUGGAGGAGGCGGACGGCCCCAGCCAGAGACUCGUGAUCCUGGUGAAGGACCAUGGGGAACCGGUGCUGUCAGCGACAGCCACUGUCAGCCUGUCCCUGGUGGAGAGUCCCCAGGCUGUGAAAUGGGACUCGAGGCAAAGGGGCGGGAGCGAAGGGCCCUUGGUUGACAUGAACGUGUCUUUAAUGAUCGCUAUUUGCUCGGUGUCCGGGCUGUUUGUGCUGGUGAUUGUCGUGUACGUUGGCCUGAGAUGCCACCCGGGUCCGGAAGUGAUGUGCGGGCCUGGGAAAGCCACCGUGGUGUGCUCGAGCGAAGUGGGGAGUUGGUCCUAUUCCCAGCGCCAGAGCCGGAACUUGUGUGUAGGGGAAGGCACCGCCAAGAAUGAUCUCAUGGUUUUCAGCCCCAACUUUCCUAACUCCUGGGAGAAUGGAGAGGCAGGGAAGGGGCAGUUGCUUACACCAAAUGCAUCAGGAAUGGUGAGUCAUUGGAGUCAGUCCUGA
Messenger RNA from Emys orbicularis (European pond turtle), 2394 nucleotides. Its product is annotated as protocadherin alpha-8-like. Gene Ontology annotation, biological process: homophilic cell-cell adhesion. The record is from RefSeq and is a predicted model, not a curated record. The coding region runs from base 1 to 2394 and encodes 797 amino acids. Gene Ontology annotation, molecular function: calcium ion binding. Lineage: Eukaryota; Metazoa; Chordata; Testudines; Emydidae. The transcript has a single exon. Gene Ontology annotation, cellular component: plasma membrane.